CGGGUGGCAAAAUUAGUUCCUGACCUUCCAGAUAAAGAUCGUUGCCUCAUCUUCCUGGAUACUUUCACGGAGGUGGAACAACUAAAGUUGGUGAAAGACAUGAAAGAAAGGUAUGAUUGACAAAAAAUUCGAGAGAAUUUAUUGGUCGGGGACUUCGACCAGAUCCUCUAUCGGCUGCUGAAACAGCAGAUGGAGAAUCGGGAGAGGUUACAGUUGGGGACGAACAAGGACAAGGAGAUCUAUAAGACCUUAUCUGACAUGAGGGAAAUGAUGAGCAGUAUGAAGGAGGAACGGUUAAAACUUCAAGUGAUGAUGGCGAAGGCGAAAACUGGGAAGAUAAAAAGGAAGAAGCCUGUCACUGAAGAGAGUAGCAGUGAGAGUGAGAGCGAGGAGGAAAAGGAACCCCCUCGUAAGUUGACCAAGGUUGAGAGGAAAGCCUUGAACCAGAUACGAGGAGGGCAAGGUACUUCUCGUAAACAAGGAGAAAGUAGUAAAAACGGAGGAAAUGGAAGCGGAGAGCGACAGGUUGACCAAGGACAACAAAAUCAAGGUCAACAGACUCAACCACAGGGUGGUCGAGGCCGUGGUAGAGGCCGCGGAAAUGGAGGCGGGCGUGGGAACUGGCAGGAAUACGUCUGCAAAUAUUGCGAUAUGAAGAGACAUGUUAUUCGUUUCUGCCAGAUUCUCGUAAAGGACGAGAAAGACCAUAUCGUCUUCACGACGAUUCGAGGAGAAGUCUUUGACUUCGAGGAAAAUCUCAUCGAUCAGGAUAUUGAAGGAGGAAUGAGAAAAGAGGCUUUUCGACGGAUGGACCGUCCUCUUCCGGCUACAUUCCGUCAGCGUGAUCUGGUUACCCUGAAGAAGAUUCUUGCAAUAUCGCUGAAGCUCCACGAGGAAUUUAAGCAGCGCAUGACUCGGAAGAAAGUCAUAACAGUCAAGCUGAGCAAGAUCAUCCCUCCAGAAGCUAACUGGGCGUCUCCUGGCGCGAAGAUGGACUGGCGAUGCGUGGCCACAGGUCUCAUAAAAGUUCAAAUCGGCCGUGGAGAGUUCUCUGCUCUCGUAGAUGACGGAGCCGCGAUAAACAUUAUGAGAGAGAAACAUGUGAUUGAAGUUGGGGUUCAGAUCAAUCGCAAUGACUUUGGAUUUUUGAUUGGAGUCAGCGGGGCAACGCCAUUUUGCGGUAUGACUAGUGGCGUAAUGGUCACAGUUGGGAAGGACCUGCAGAAGUUGAAUUCUGUAACAGUCCGAGAUGCGGGCGGACUUCCGAACGCCAAUCAACUCUCGAAAUCUUGUGCAGGCAGGCCCAUCAUCACCCUAAUUGAUUUAUAUUCUGGGUAUGAUCAGUUCCCGCAGUACACAGCGGAUCGACCUAUGACGGCGAUGCAUACGCCUCGGGGACUGCUUCAUAUGUGCGCGGCUCCGCAAGGUUGGACAAAUGUCGUGGCAAUUGUGCAGAGAUAUAUGAUGAGAGUCAUGCAGCUGCUUUGUCCAGACGUGACUUCUCCAUAUAUUGAUGAUUUGGCUAUCCCAGGACCUCGAGUCAAGAACGAGACUGAAGUGUUACCCGGCGUUCGAAAGUUCCUGUGGGAACACAUCAGCAAUGUGGAAAAGCUUCUGAGUAAACUGAAGGAAUAUAACCUCACUGCUAGUGAGGUUAAAUCGAGGCAUGGAGAAGAGUCACAGUUGAGUAUUUACUCAUACAAUUAUUUGGCAGAUGCAACAACCCGGCAUUGGAAAACCAUCUGGAAUACUCCUUGUUUCCAUCAUGUGCGAUCAGAGUUUGUGAUUGGGGAGCCGUUCAUUGAGGAAGACCCAUGGGGUGAAAGAACAUCUGAGCAAAUGAUGAACUUGGCUUUGUCUGAUGAAGUCGAGCUCAUCAAAGAACCGCUGACGAUUGAGUAUGGGCAUGAGCAGGCUGAUAAUACUUUCAGGAACACUGGAGAUAUGUCAUUCCUUGUGAAUUCUCUAAUUCACGAGGACCGCCUGAAAAUGAUGAAUGAAGAAGCAGAAGGCAGUGAAAUCAGAGAAGCUUUCAGAGAAGGAGAGUAUGAUGGGGAAUAUAAAUUAAUGGGAAUGUGGUUGAAUGGUGAGUUGAGGGAGGAUGAAGUGGAUCCAGUUGUUCGUCAGAAAAGUAAGGAUUUUGUUGUAAGAUAUGGUCAUCUUUUCAAGAAAUCCAACGAUGAUAUUCCAAGAAGAGUGGUAUGUGGGGUUACGCGACAACUUGAUGUGAUUGCAGCUUCGCAUGAUGGGGUCGCAGGCGGACAUAGAUCGUCUCGAGUCACUUUGAAAAAGAUUCAACAUCUUUAUUUUUGAGAAGGAAUGAACAAGAUGGUAAAUG
Molecule: messenger RNA, 2338 nt
Organism: Chara braunii
Lineage: Eukaryota; Viridiplantae; Streptophyta; Charophyceae; Charales; Characeae
Source: the annotation of a GenBank genome assembly